CAGCUGCUGACGGCCCCAACGUCUCUUGCCAACUAUAAACCAGAGGAUUUAUCAUUGACAGCGCGAUCGCUGAUUUCUUCGAGCUUCAUAUUCCUACAGGUCGACCGCGACCUGACGCAAGAGGAGGGGCGCAUGGCACACAACCACCAGAGGCCAAGGAGUCAAACUAAUGAGGAUACCGAGCUAUGGUUUAACUUGCCGAGUAGCGCGAGGCGAGCGCAUGAGCAAUCUCAAGCCAUAGAGCAGUCAGCAUAUCAAGCUACCUCGAGCCGUCACAGCGCCACCAGAUCAGCGUCGCCAGGCCGUUUCCCCUCGGUGCCAUUAAUAUCUACUACUGCAGCGAUCAACAAACCACUACCACCAUCUCCGGGAUCGGAAAAGAAAAAGCGCAAGCCCGCAUCGCUACGAAAUCUCAUCCGGCGCCGUCCUUCUCAAGGACUUGAUCCGUCCCAUCUUCAGCCCGAUUCGUACCAGCAUCACCAACGGUCUGUCUCUGCAAACGGAAACUUGAGCCCCGAGCCAUUUUAUUACCAGCAACAGUCCUCUCGCAGCAUGCCUACCUCGCCUCUCGAAUAUACCCAGGCUUCACCACCGGCGGCUCUGGCUCGCGCUCAUUCCGCGGCGGCACACUACCCCGAUACCACGCAAUAUCAAGCUUACUCGCUCCAACCUUCACAGCAACAGCACCAGCCCCAGCGUUCGGCCUCAGUCUCAAUGGAACCCAUCUUCGAACCGCAACCUCCCCGCGCUCGACGUACCUUCCCCGAAACGAACACCCCAUCUACCGCACCACGCGAUUCCAUCUCAGAUAGACCGCGGCCACAUACCUGGCUUUCUCCCACAGAGCCCUUUGAGGACGCAUCAGAGUUUCACCUCUUCGUGGAAGCCACUAGCGGACUUCCGGACGGCUUUGACCCGCUCUCGCCCAAUGGCGCUCCGCGACUACAAGGCUCGCUCUUCGCCCGAGGUCGCCAAAACGACAGGAUACCUUUACCCUUUCAGGAUCCC
Molecule: messenger RNA, 1008 nt
Organism: Trematosphaeria pertusa
Lineage: Eukaryota; Fungi; Ascomycota; Dothideomycetes; Pleosporales; Trematosphaeriaceae
Exons: 1
Source: RefSeq, a predicted model, not a curated record